GGGAUGUCUUGGCGCGCCCUAGGCCCCUAGGAAAGAAAAAACCAGACAUUUCACUCUCUCUUUCUCCACCGGCCAUGGAGGAGACCGCCAUCAUUUCAAAACUUGAAGCCGCCAACACCGCCGGCCUUCAUCCCCUCGUCGCCGCCUAUCUUCAGCCGUUCACCGAACUCCAGAACCCCAAAAAAACCAAAAAAUCAACCAAAUCCCAAGACCACCAAACCCUCCUCCGCUCGCUCGCCAAGAAAUUCCUCCCCUUCCUCAACCGCACGCUAUCCCUUCUCCCCAAACGCCUCGCCGACCCCUCAAAGUUAGAUGACAAAUUUGCCCUCGAACUCUUCGAUAUUUACCGGCUCUGCCUCGACUGCCUGGCCGCCGUGUCCUCUGUGUUGUCCGCUUCGCCGCACUCGUUUCACUACCCGAGGGUGAGGAUGGUGAGUUGCCUUGUGGCAUGUGGGCGGUACAAGGAUGCGGAAAGUGAGGGGUUUAGGGUUUUGGAGAGCCUUAAGGCGAUUGAAUGUGGGUCGAAGAAAUCGGUGAAAUCGUGUCGGAGAUUUGUGCCGGAUGUGGAGAAGGGGGGCGGAGAUAAAGAUUUUGGGUCUUUGGUGGGUGAAAUUGUGGUGACGCUUGUGAAAUGUGCGGCCAUGAGUCAGAGUAAGGACAGUGAGGUGUUUGAGCGGGUGCUUUGUUUGGCUGAGGAGGUCAUGCCGUGGUUCCGGGUAUUAGAUGCAAGCACAUGUGAGAAGUUGCACAGGAAUCUGGUUGCCUAUCUGAGUAGGUGUACUCAAUUUUUAGUUGGGGAGCUAUCGGUGUUCAAUGGGGAUCUUGUGCAAAAGUUCUGCAUUUUAACCAUGACUGAGUAUGCUAAGUCGCCAAUGAAAGACACAAUGGUCAAGUUUGCCCGUACGAUAUGUUCAUCUUUAUUCUUGUUUCAAGAGGAUACAUUCACACUCACUCGCAUCUUAUUUUGCUUGUUGGACUCCCUUGUCCACGAAUGUAAGGCUGAAGUGGAAAAUUCAGGAAAAGAGUUUGUUGAACUUAUUGCUUAUUGUGCCAAAAAAUGUCAAACUACAAACACAAACCUUUGCGGUAUUAUUGGAUCUCAUUUAAAUAAGUUAGCAGGUGAUUUCCAUCAGGCUGGAACACCUUUUCAGUUAAUUCUGAGGGUUUAUGCCACUGGAUUGCACUUUGUUGAUCGUAGUAUGAAGUCAAAAGUUGGUCAUUUUCAAUCCUUUGAAGGUGCAAUUAGAGUUUUGCUUGAUGAUGGGGACACAGGGAAUCGCUUGUCCGGUUUGCUUGGUUCAUUGAGAAGUUAUUUCCAAAUUGGCUGCAAUGACGACUCUUUGUUAUCCAAUUCGCAAUUGAGUUCGGACAGUGGGGACUCAUUGAAUCAAAUGCAGAAGGAUAGAAAGAACUAUCUUCUGUGUUAUUUUAAUGCAUUGAAAUUCUUAUGCCAGCCGCUUACAGAGUUUGUAAAUUCAGGAAGGAAACAGAUUAUUACUAAUAAUGAAGCUGCUUCUGUUUCUACUGAAGUGUGCCAUAUCCAGGGUGCAUUCCAUCAGUUUUGUGACGUUUUUCUUUCUCUUAAAAUGUACAGAUGUACAUAUGAGGUGGAUAGAGAUGGAUUUGAUGGAAACAGCACCCUUGAUGUUGCUCUGGCUGCUUUUACCCUCUCCAUCAUAACAAAGCUGAACAUUCAGAAGAGUGUACAAAUACUUGAAAAUGUCAUCACCAGUGCUUGGAUUCAACCUCAUGGUCUAAAGCAUCUAUAUGUCUCUCUGUACAAUACCGGGGUACAUUUGUACAGGAACAAGGAGCUAAAAGAGGCAUCACAGGCAUUGAACUUAUGUUGUAAGGCAUCAUGGACUCGUGUUAUACAUCUUUGUGAGAUGUUUGUACACAAACAAAGGGCGUCCGAGGUUGAUCUGUCAGAAGAUGCCAUUUUAGAUUUCUAUAAUGAGUGCUGUACGAGAAGUGCUUUUCUUUUGGACGUUCUUAAUGAAUUGCAGAGUUAUGAUGCGAAAAGAACUUUAUUAGAGAGCCUUGAAAAUUGGUCCAUUGCUGCAAACUUGUUUGGGAGGCUGCCAGGUCCUCUGGCUGUGGUGAAGCAGUGGGUUAAGAUGGAAUGUAAACGUUACAAGGAUGUGAAUGUUGAAGAUGAUGCUCCAACCUUAUACAGUUUGUUAUUGUCUUAUAAGAAAGUCCCAAAGAAGAUAAACGAAAUCGUUUUGGAACAGGAACUUCUUGCUUAUGAGGGAAUGACUGCUGUGAACCCUAAGUUUUGUCAGAAAAUGCAAAUGAAAAUUAUAGAUUUCCUGCUGAAAGAUGUGUAUGUCACACCAAAUAGUUGGUUACAAAAAUCAAGAAUUUUGUUGAAAAAGGGAAGGGCAUUAAGGCUUUCUGGAAGCAAAGGUCUGAAGGACUGUAUUCAGUGUUUAUCAGAUGCAAUAUGUUUACUUAGUGAGAUUUAUGAUGAAACCUGUACCCAUGAAAUUUCUCCUUGCCAUCAAUUAGCUGUGGCAUAUUGCUUACGUGCACUUUCUACCCAGGAAGCUGAACCCAACUCAAAGCGAGUGCUUGAAGAUAUCAGUGCUGCCAUUAAUCUAUGGUUGGGCAUUUCUACUCCUGCUAAUUGCUCUCCGGCUGACAAGUGCUCCAUGUUGUCUGAAAAUACUAUGUUGCUACUUUACAAUGUCAUUGAUUUGUUAUCCGCCAAGGGUUGCAUGGACUUUCACAAUGAUAUACAUAAGCUUAUGAUUAGAUUAUUUAAAUGGAGGAAUGUCCCAUUAGAGAAGUGCGUGGCCAGAUUUUGGGAAUGUAGGAGGAUUAGCCAUGCCCUUUGUGCCUCACCUGUAAAUGAGACAUUCAUUAUGAACUUAUCAGAUCAUUGUGGUGAACUUUCAAAGUAUGCUUUUUGGAUAGAUUCUCUAAAAGAUUCCACACCAUUACUAUUAGUGUUCCAACAUAGUUUCUCAUUUCUGUUUCCAAACUUUUUCUCGGGGCCCUGGAAUCAUCAAAAUUUGUUUCGAUCAGAUAUCACAAUUGAUGAAGUUAAGGAAGCUGCUUUUGAACUUAUAUCACAGGCUCCUGUAUCGACUUGGUCUGCUUACAUAGCUGGAUAUCUCUACUAUGAUUUAUCGGAAAGACUUGUUUCAAAUGGACGGUUAAUUGAGGCUCUCUCAUAUGCAAAAGAAGCUCACAACUUACGUGCUAAACUAUUUGGAGGGAAAUUUAUGUUCUCUUCUGAGCGACAGCCCAAAAAGUACAAUGAAGGGGGUAUCUGUCAGGAGUUAACAUAUAGCAUUCAUGAUAUGCAUAUGCAAAGAUCAGUUGCUAGUGAAGUUUGGCUUUUUGAUACUAGUUCAUGUGACCUGGAAAGCUAUUAUCUGAGUCCAUGGAAUGCACUUCAAUGUUAUCUUGAGAGCACUCUUCAGGUAGGGGUUAUCCUCGAAAUAAUUGGUAAAGGAGCUGAGGCCGAAGGUUUUUUACAAUUUGGAAAAGCUUUUUCCUGCUCACAGAGCUUGCCACUAUUUACAAUUGUUUUUUCUACUGUCUUGGGAAAGCUUUACCACAAGCAGCAACUUUGGGAUUUGGCGGAAAAGGAACUGCAAAGUGCCAAGCAAUAUUUUGGGGCUUGCAGCACAGAUCUCUCUUGCAUGAAAUGCAGAUUGUUGCUGGAAGCAACUGUUAAUCAGAAUCUUGGCGAUUUAUAUCAAAGCAUUUUUGAAAAUACAAGAAGUACAUCGUCAGAUAAGUUGUCGCAUGCUGAAAACCUGUACAAAUCAGCCAUUGCCAUACUAAAUCUUUCUGAGUGGAAAAAUUCUGUUAGUUGUCCAGAAGAAGAGUGUGUCGAAUGGACAAUGCCUGGAAAAGCUAGUCUUAAAGACGUUGGAUAUUGUGCUAGCAGUAUAUAUACUGUUUCUGAAGAAAAACAGCAUGAUAAUAGGUGUUGGCAGUGUCUUCCUGUGGAAGUUAUGAAAUCUGGGUUAGUGAAAGACUUAGUACAUUUAAAAUGGGAGUUUGUCCGCCGGCGUUUAUUGCUCAGGCUUCUCACAGGAUUAGGAAAAUGCUUGGACAGUCGUGGUCAAACUCAUGAGACACAUGAAAUUAUAGUGCAAACUGUAUCAGUCUUGGUCAGCCGAAACCCAUUUUGUCCUAUUACCUCAACUGUUCCAUUGACUUCCUUGCUUGAUUUAAUGGGAAAGGAGAUCCCCGGGGAUGUGUUCUGUGUUGAACGGGCAGAAGUACUGUUGAACAUAAGUUGGUCGUCUUUGAAGAGUUACUGUUCUAAGGAAACCAGGAGUAUGUGCUCUGAUCUGCCUCAUAUUCAGCUACCAAAACUAGUGUCUUGGUUGAUGCUAGCUUUUGUUCUCUGCCGCGACGUUCCUGUACUUUUCCAGAAGGUUUCCAGAUUGCUUGCCGCUAUAUUUGUGCUUUCUACCUCAAGUGAUCUUUUUUUCUUUUCAUCUUCUUCUAAAACUCUCCGCGAAAACCAUUGGGCUUCUUAUUUCCAUCAAGCUUCACUUGGCACUCAUCUUAGUUGCCAAUUUUUCACAAAUAUAUCUGGGAUAUGUAAUGUUCAGCACCUUGUAAACACUGAGGGUUCACAUGUUCCUGGCUCAACUUGUUUGGGAUCAGAAAAAAAGAAUUUACUCAGGCUUGCACCUGAGUCUAUUCAAGAACUUGAAGGAUUUGUAACACUGUUUUUUGCCGGCCUUCCUUGCACAACAAUUAUCUGUAUAAGUUUGCUCGGAAGCCCUUAUGCUAGUUUCCUACAGGAGCUGUUGUCCUUUCAUACUUGUGUUCAUGCAUGGAUUCUUGUAUCACGCUUGAACUUGAAGAGUCAACCUAUUGUUAUGCUUCUACCUGUGGAUUCAGUAUUAGAAGGAGAUUCCUCCGAUGAUACAAGUUCUGGUUCUGUUAGUGUUUCUGACGGAAAGGUUGGAAAGCGUUGGUGCUGCCCAUGGGGUUCCACUGUGGUUGAUAGGGUAGCUCCAGAAUUUAGAAUGAUAUUGGAGGAGAGUUAUUUGUCAUCUUCAAUCGAAGAAGAAGAAGAUACAAAAGAGAAUAGGGCGUUAUGGUGGAUGUGGAGAAAUAAGCUUGAUCGUCGCCUCUGUAAAUUGUUGAAGAACUUAGAAGAUUUAUGGUUUGGUCCUUGGAAAUAUUUGCUUCUGGGAGAAUCGUCAAACUGCAAGCAGCUGGACUUGGUACAUAAGAAGCUGGCGCGGGAUUUGAAAUCUAAGUGCAAAAUGGACAUAGAUGAGAGUCUUCUGAAAGUCAUUCUUGGGGGUUCCAAAUAUGCCUUUGAAGGUGGAGGCGCAUAUGUUUCACAGCUUUGUUUCAAGAAAGGUUGCUAUAUUGGUAAAGCUGGAUGUUCCGAGGAAAAUAAGUGGUUGGCGUCAACUAAUGAAUCUAAUGGUUAUCAGAAACUAUCUGAGUUGGCUUUCCAACUAAUACAGGGAGCAGUGAAUGAGCUUGAAGGGCUAGAUACUGUAAAUAGAGAGCCCAUCAUUCUAGUGCUGGACUUCGAGGUGCAGAUGCUUCCUUGGGAGAAUAUACCAAUACUAAGAAACCAGGAGGCUUAUCGCAUGCCUUCUAUUGGGAGCAUCUUUGCAACGCUGGAGAAGAAUUACCAUCAAGAUAAAGUUGCAAGUAGUACUAAGAAACCAGGGGGCUUAUCGCAUGCCUUAUGUCAGAAGGCUUCAUUCCCUUUGAUUGAUCCAUUGGAUGCAUUUUAUCUCCUGAACCCAGGUGGUGAUCUAGGUAUCACACAAAUUGAAUUUGAGGAGUGGUUCAGAGAUCAAAAUUUGGAGGGGAAGGCUGGAUGUGCACCCCCAGCUGAAGAAUUGGCAGAAGCCUUGAAAAGCCAUGACCUCUUUAUAUAUAUCGGCCAUGGAAGUGGGGUGAACUAUAUUCCCAUGCAUCAGAUUCAGAGUCUGGAAAAUUGUGCUGCUACUCUUUUGAUGGGAUGUAGUAGUGGUUGUCUGACACUGAAUGGUUGUUAUGUUCCACACGGUCCCGCACUAUCUUAUCUGCUGGCUGGUUCUCCUGUCAUUAUUGGAAAUUUAUGGGAAGUGACGGACAAGGACAUCAACCGAUUUGCAAAGGCCAUGCUUGAUGGUUGGCUAAAAGAAAGAUCGAGUUCCUCUGAGGGUUGCGCCCAAUGCAAAGUAGCAGAAGAAUUUGAGGCAUUGAGCAUUACGGGCUGUCCAGGUAUUGCCAAGAAGAAAGUCUCGAGGAAGAAAUUGCCUGAAGCUUGUGAAAGUGAUCCAAUGACGAUUUCUUGUGAUCAUAGGCCGAAGAUUGGAUCAUUCGCAAGUCAAGCUCGUGAAGCUUGCAGUCUUCCUUUCUUGAUUGGAGCAUCACCAGUAUGUUAUGGUGUUCCUACGGGCAUAAGGAGAAAAGAUUUGUAGCACCAUAUCAUGUGGAAAAUGGCAUGCCCUCCAAGUUCAUCAAUGCCGCGGGCUUUAAGUUUCAAGUCCGAUUUUAGCAACCAGUUAUAGGCUGGAAACUUAAGGUGUGUGUUCUAACAAGAAUCAACAAACAUGUUGUCUAGUAUACAUGUCAAUACGCACUAAUUUCCUUUGAUUACAUGUAUUUUGGCCUCUUUUUUUGCGCCAUUUAUAGCACAGUUCAGAAAUGCUGGAAUUCGGACAUAGUUUUUCGUUUUAUCGGCAGUUGCCGUGCUGUUGAACUAUUAGAACGCUGGUAGGGAAAUGACAAAUCUGUACAUGACUUUCAUUUCUUCUGUUUAGCUGAGAAAUUUUUUCCUAUUUCCA
Molecule: messenger RNA, 6776 nt
Organism: Malus domestica (apple)
Lineage: Eukaryota; Viridiplantae; Streptophyta; Magnoliopsida; Rosales; Rosaceae
Source: RefSeq, a predicted model, not a curated record